AUGGAGCAAACCGCGUUUGAAUCCAUUCAAUUCAACGAAGAAAUUCAGGGAAUCAUGGCGCCGGCGUCGGAAACCACAAGCUCUUUCACGGCACUUCUCGAGCUACCACCGACGCAGGUCGUCGAGCUUCUCCACUCACCGGAAAUCACCGGAAAACCGCCUCGCCAUGUCAUUAGCCCAAAACCCUAUCCUCUAACUUCUGACACAGAUAAUCUGAUCUUCCCUUCCAACACUUCGUUGGUCGAACGCGCCGCGAGAUUCUCCGUUUUCGCCGGUGAGAAUUUGGCAAACUCGCCGCUGCCGGAGGUGAAAGAUGAACUACCGGAAAUCGAGGAAGGUGGAUGCGUCUCUGAUCGCACAGUCGAGAACAAGAAUUCCAAACACGCGAAGAGGAAAGAGCCAGAGAAGAAGGUUAAAGCAUCUUCCAAGAAAAGCAAAAGCGUCGCCGACGAGAAUUCCGGCAACGGCGAGGAACUUCCGUAUGUUCAUGUUCGAGUUCGUCGAGGUCAAGCCACUGAUAGCCAUAGUUUAGCAGAAAGGGCUAGGAGAGAGAAGAUAAAUGCUCGAAUGAAACUGUUGCAAGAGCUGGUCCCUGGUUGCAACAAGAUAUCAGGAACGGCAUUGGUGUUGGAUAAAAUCAUCAACCAUGUGCAAUCUCUACAGCAUGAAGUAGAGAUUUUAUCAAUGAAACUUGCAGCAGUUAAUCCAAUAAUUGAUUUCAACCUUGACAGCAUGUUGGCUACAGAAGGAGUGUCUCUCAUGGACAGUAACUUCCCUACCGCAGUUGCACCCGUCGUGUGGCCAGAAAUCCCACACAAUGGAAACAGACAGCAAUUUCAGCAACCAGGGCAAUCUGAAGCAUUCCACCAACUACUUUGGGGGAGAGAAGAAAAUACCCUUAAUUUCAUGACCCCAGAAAACUCACUAUUGAGUUAUGACUCAUCGGCAAAUUCAGUUAAUAAUUUGCAUACAGUAUCUCUGCACUCAAAUCAGAUGAAGAUGGAGCUAUGA
Messenger RNA from Lathyrus sativus (Indian pea), 1011 nucleotides. Lineage: Eukaryota; Viridiplantae; Streptophyta; Magnoliopsida; Fabales; Fabaceae. The record is from the annotation of a GenBank genome assembly.